This is a messenger RNA of Corythoichthys intestinalis (scribbled pipefish), 3269 nucleotides long. It is a transcript of the gene nicn1, whose product is annotated as nicolin 1. Lineage: Eukaryota; Metazoa; Chordata; Actinopteri; Syngnathiformes; Syngnathidae. The coding region runs from base 1784 to 2575 and encodes 263 amino acids. The transcript is spliced from 6 exons. Gene Ontology annotation, cellular component: nucleoplasm. The record is from RefSeq and is a predicted model, not a curated record.
ACUUAUAAAAAAGAACCCAGCCCCAACUGGGGAUUUGGACGGUCGGAUAAGCCCAGCUGCGAGGGACGACGUUAUGUAGUCGUUCAGGGCCCCCUGCUCCGGUUUAGACACCUGGUAGAGUCUAGAAGUGGGCAAUUUGGCGUUCGGAACCAGAUCGAUGGAACAAUCAUAGGGGCGAUGUGGAGGAAGUGACUUAGCUAGGGUCUUGCUGAAAACUAACUUGAGGUCAUGGUAUUCGCAGGGCACCAAGGACAAAUCGAUCGGUUCCGGCUUAGACGGCACUGACGCUCCAGGGAAAGAUGACGCUGCACGUAAGCAAUGGGAGUGGCAGUGAACACUCCAAUUAACGAUCCUAGGGGCCUCCCAGUCAAUGUCUGGGUUGUGCUGCUUUAACCAUGUUAACCCGAGAACAACUGGAGCAGACUUGGUUGGCAUAACAAAAAAUGGUCUACGCUCGGCGUGAUUACCAGACACAACCAAUGCGAGGGCUUCAGUUUCGUGGGUAACUGUGAAAACAAGGUCUCCAUUAAGGUCCCGUACCUCCCGGGGCUCCUUCAAUUUAAUUAGGGAGCCACCAAGCGAGUCCACGACCGAAUAAUCCACAAAGCAGUCAUCUGCCCCUGAAUCAACUAAGACAGUUACCUUUAAGCUGUGACCGUUCCCCGUAAUAAUCCCAGGCAGUUGCAGUCUGGUGUUCUUGAGCUGUCUUGCGGCUUUAGCGGCCGUAGACGGGUACUCACAUGGCCGCGGUGGGGUGCCUCUUGAGGGGGACUUCCCCGCUGCGAGCCCGCUGUUUGAAGUAGGUCCGCCCCUGCAGGCUGCACGAGGGUUUGAUGGACAAGAGGCGACGCGAUGGCCAGGCUCACCGCAGUAAAGGCACAGCUGCGCCGCCAUGCGUCGUUCACGCUCCCUUGUGUUGAGCCGCUUCCCGCCGAGCUGCAUGGGCGCCUCUCCUGUUGUAGACUGCCCACCGAGACCAGGCGAGGGAGGAGAAGCCGGAUUGAAGACACUCCUGCUCGCCGCUGGAUCGGCUCUCUCGAUGACGGCCCUCGGAUCAGCUCUCUCAAUGACGGCCCUCGUCGACCGGUCACGCCAUUCCACGCCUCUCUCACGCUCCCGUUCGAGAAGCCGAUUGUCCAAACGCACCGCCAGACCUAUAAGAUCCUCCAAAUCACGUGCUUCGUCACGGGCGGCUAGUUCGUCUUUUACUAAUGGGCGUAGCCCCCUCCGAAAUAUACAGCGUAAUGCCGCGUCAUCAAAGCCGCUCUCCGCUGCCAAAAUGCGGAAGGAGACGGAGUAGUCCGCUACAGACUGUUUGCCCUGAGUCAAGUCGAGCAAGCGACUACCUGCCUCCUUACCCCGAAUAGGGUGAUCAAAAACUCUCCUCAUUUCCUCGAGAAAAUCCGGAAAUGAGUCGUGUAUCACUAGGUAAUGAUUGCUGAUCGCCAUCGACCAUGCGGCCGCUUUACCGGUGAGGAGGCUCAUGACGAACGCAACCCUGGACCUAUCGGAGGAAUACGUGAGGGGCUGUUGGUCAAAAACUAACGAACACAGAUGCAAAAACUGCCCACACAAGCCGGGUUCCCCCCCAUAGCGUGGUGGGUGCGGAAUGUUAGGCUCAUGCAACGGAGAGGAAGCCGGAGCCGGCGGAGAGGCGAGGGGAACGUGGACGGAUGCCGUAACCGCCGGUGAGACGGGGCGGUGAGCGCAAACCUGGUCUACACGUGCCUCGAGAAAGCGCAGGUUAACGAUAACCACGGUGCGUGAUUGUUGCCUGUCGAAGAUGAGCGCCGCCACGACCGAGGACGUGGCCUGCACGAUUAAGCCGCCUGUCUUCCUGGGCUUCAGAAGCGGGACGCGUGAGCGACCCUCCGGCGUGUGCGUCGUGGACGUGGUCCUGCCUCCAGGGAAGACGGUCGACAUUGAGAGAAUCUCCUUUAAGAACUUCUACACAGCCUUCUUGAGCAUCAGGCUGCAAAGGCGGAGUCCCGGCCGGGAGGGGGCGCCAGCCAAGUGGUGUACGGCCCUCAGGGACUGCCCACUCAUGAAAAACCCCCACACCGAAGGAGGGGCCCACGACUACUACAACUUACAUCGGAAACAGUUGCAAGUGUCCGCUGACGAGGUGUCUUGCGUGCGACUGAUCCUGAAGCAGCCGUCGUGGUCCUGGUCCUCAUUCGGAGUAGAGGACGUCCGCGUUUACCCACGCGCGCCCCCACCCGAGCCGGACAAGGAGCUCUCGGAAUGGCUGCUGGCCCUGGAGACGGUCGACCCGCCCGUGCAGGGCCCGGCGGUGGACGCGGCGGGCGUGUCUCGGAGCCUCCAGCAGAUGUGGGCACUCAGCCAAGUCAUGCAGGCCAGUCAGACCUCCACCGCCUCCGUCGGACGCUUCGACGUUAGUGGCACUUACUCGACUCUUUAUGGCACCAAAAAUGACAGCUCAUCCAUUCACUUCCACAUAGUUCACCCAAAAUCAAACAGGCAGGCGUUACGCUGCACUAUUCUCAACAAUUGUUCUGCAAGACAGAUCCUCCCACCAAAUUACCGUAAUUUUCAGACUGUAAGGCGCACCUGAUUAUAAGCCGCUACCCACCAAAUUGGGUACGAAAAUGGCAUUUGUUCAUUGAUAAGCUGCACUGGACUAUAAGCCGCAGCUGUCCUCACUGUAUUAUGGAAUGUUUACAACAAAACAGUAACACUUUGAUAGCGGCAUCAUACGACUGUCAUAAGACUAAAUGAACCACUAUGAAGCUUUGAACCAAUUGGCUGCAAAGCUUCAUUGCUUCAAUAGGCUUCAUUUGGCCCAAACUGCUCCUUUGGGGGAGACAGUCAACCUCUGCUGCGACCUGCCGUCAACACUGUUGUCCAACAUGCCUCCUAGCAUGCAUUGCAGCACUACAGAUGUAAAUAAUACAAUUCAUGUUCUGUGCUAAUUCUUCAGUUACUGUUCCAGUUGUUUCAUUAAUUGCGAGUUAUGGUAUUUGGUAACACUUUAUAAGGCCAUAAGGCUGUCAUUAGACAAUCAUAAUUAUGACAUGACACUGUCAUGAGCAUGUAUGAAUGCUUAUAACAAAUGUCAUUUAUUGUUAUCGGGCAAAUUAUCUCACUUUUAAAUGGAUGUAAAAGAUCCAAGCUGGAUAUAAAUGGUAUUAGUGACAUAAUUUGCCAGAUGCUUAAUGACACAAGCAUUCAGUAAGGCCCAUGAUAGUGUCAUGUCAUAACUAUUAGUCUUAUGACAGUGUUAUUACUAGAGCUGGGAAUCUUUGGGU